UAUUUUUGGGUUAGAAAGUGAACAAAGUUGUGCAGAAUGUGUUGUAAUGAACGAGAAAGUGCAAAGAUUCGAGCGAAUCUGAGAAAUAUUAGGCAUAGAAAUUGGUUAUUAAAAAUGUGCGGUGAGAAUGGAUCCGUUCGUCGACGAAGAGAAUAGGACCCGGACUCAAAUAAUGGAUCCAUCCGAUUACGUGGUGACCGUCAUCAAUGAGACCGACUUGGAAAAUGAAAUUCCGGAGAAUCAGGAUCCGGUCACGAUGAUGUCGAUAUUGAUAGUCGGUACAUUCCUUUCGUUGCUCAUCUUCCUGUCCGUCGCAGGCAACAUCCUCGUCUGUGUGGCCAUCUACACCGACCGCGGCCUCCGACGCAUCGGCAACCUCUUCCUCGCCUCCCUGGCCAUCGCCGACCUCUUCGUCGCCUCCCUGGUGAUGACCUUCGCCGGCGUGAACGACAUCCUCGGCUACUGGGUCUUCGGUGCCCAGUUCUGCGACACGUGGGUGGCCUUCGACGUGAUGUGUUCGACAGCGAGCAUAUUAAACUUGUGCGCUAUAUCACUAGAUAGAUACAUUCAUAUUAAAGACCCCCUGAGAUAUGGAAGGUGGGUGACAAGACGAGUGGCUUUAGGAACAAUAGCAACAAUAUGGCUUCUGGCGGCGCUUAUAUCGUUCGUUCCCAUUUCGCUGGGGUUGCACCGGCCCCCACAACCUCUUGUCUACAAUGCCGGGGGCCAGAACUAUCCGACUUGCGCUCUGGAUCUCACUCCAACCUAUGCGGUCGUCUCGAGCUGCAUCUCUUUCUACGUUCCUUGUAUUGUCAUGAUUGGCAUCUACUGCCGCCUGUACUGCUACGCCCAAAAACACGUAAAAAACAUCAGAGCCAUCACUCGGCCCAUCGACCUCCCCGAGAACGCCAACACGAAAAAGAGCAUGAAGCAGAAAAACAAAGCCCUACAUAUCCACUUGCACAACCACCACAGCUCGCCGUAUCACGUGAGCGACCACAAGGCCGCCGUCACCGUGGGCAUCAUCAUGGGCGUGUUCCUAAUCUGCUGGGUGCCGUUCUUCUGCAUCAACAUCGUCGCGGCGUUCUGCAAGACGUGCAUCCCGGACAUAACCUUCAAGAUCCUCACCUGGCUAGGCUACUCAAACUCGGCAUUUAAUCCCAUCAUCUACUCCAUUUUCAACACGGAGUUCCGCGAGGCUUUCAAGCGGAUUCUAACGGCUCACUACCCCGCAUGGUGCAAGUGCGGGUACCAAUCGGUGGCGCUCAACACCAACGACAAGUUCAUCACGGAUUACGGCACGAAGACUGUCAUCGUGAACGCCCGGAGAAACGGAUCGUUCGGGGAAUUCUCCAGCGAGCACCUCAGCACCGAGUCCGUUCACCAGACAAGGGUGAAUUCAGCGGAGAGGGAUUUCUUCGGAGAGGGCGUGAGCGCCAUUUGACAGGACUGUGACCAUCUGCAGGACACGAUGGUUUAAUUUGAAGCACAUCUUCGCAAAAUGGCUGUGGGUUCUAAUAAUACGUAAUAAUUAGGUGUAGUGGGGCGGUGAUGGCUUAAUGGACGAUUUUCUAGUCACGUGAUCGAGCCAUAUCAAUUUCAGUCUUCGUUAGCAAUACUUCAAUAAGGUUGUGAUAAUGUUCUAGUCUCCAAACAGUUGUGGCACUAUGGUAUUAUUCUUUGCUUGGUGCGGGGGAGGGGUUGAGUUGUUCUGCUGAGAGGGACACGCACGAUCGGCUUAACUGCCAGGUAACCUGGUCUAACGUCGCUUGGUUAAAUUAGUUUUACAUCUGAAUUUUAUUACACUAGUCAUAUUGUCGACUGACUAAGUACAUAGGUAAUGUUAUUUUAAAUAUCCACCAACAUCGCAAUUUACACUGACAGUGCGUGUAAAAUGUUAGGUUAUAAAUUUUAUUAUAUUUUAUGUUUUUGCGUUUUGGAUCUAUAUCUCUUAUUAUUAUUAAACUGGCGAUGUAUUCACAUCAACAUCUAUCAUCGCAGUCAUAAAAGAUUUGCCAAAAAAAUCGACAUCUAGUAGAUCUCAAAAUUACAAGAGAUAAUAUUUUAUUUUCUUUACUGCUGCAAUUAUUUAAACGAAAGAGAAACUAAAAUGUUCUGUAAACCUGUUUCCAUGUCUUAAAAUUUACCAUAUGCCGAUAUCGAUUUUACCGUCAACAAUAGUCGUGUCCGCAUUUUGCGGAAAUUAUUGUCUAACAUGCUAUUUUUCAGAAGUUUUAUCAUCAAAAUAAAUCUUACGAAGGUUGCAAGCUUAUAUUCUGGUUUAUGCUCGUUUUAAAUGGUGACCGGAUGAUACAGUAAUACAUAAAAUGCAUAACGUACUGAUAUGAAAAAAUGAAAAAGUACUCGUUUAGACAAAUUAGAAGCCUCAUUUUUCACAGAUUAAAAUUGUAUGGCUGCUGCUAUAACUCUGCUCAGUACAAUGAUUUUUAGAUGAAGAUUCUAGUUAUUAAAAUAUCCGAAUAAUUUAACCUUAAAAGCUUCAUUAUAUUCAUAUAAACUAUAAAUAUAAACAACGAAAAGACCAAAUCCAGUACAGUUUCCUCUCACUAAAUUCACAGACGCUUUUACAUUUAGUGCUUAUUGUUGUUUUAUUGAUGUGUUCUUCUCAAAGUAAUUCCACUCUUGGACGUAUCAUUUUAAAUAAUAAGAACAAAUUUUAAUGCUUACCUUAACAUUUACUACACGGGCGAGCUAUGAACAUUUAAGGUUUCUAGUUGUAGGUCGGACGAAAUGGGAUCAAUGUAUCUGACAGUUAAACCAAUCGUGCGUUGACACCUUUAGAAAGUGAAGUUAGCCCAGGUUCUACUGCACUGUAACUGUUCGGACCCCAAUCUACAGGGUGAGGUGGUUCCUAUUUGGUCAUUCUUAUCAUCUAAAGAAAAAAUUUCGCUUCACUCGUGUACCAUUAACCAUACGCUACAAGUUUCUGCUAUCUGCAGCAAUGGAUAAAAACUGCCCACCCUGCAACUUCAAAACAGGGUUUAAUUUAAUAAAACAACAUGACAACUUGAAGCGGUUU
Zophobas morio is the source of this 3040-nucleotide messenger RNA. RefSeq names its product dopamine receptor 1 (gene Dop1R1). The record is from RefSeq and is a predicted model, not a curated record. Gene Ontology annotation, biological process: G protein-coupled receptor signaling pathway. Gene Ontology annotation, molecular function: G protein-coupled receptor activity. The transcript is spliced from 7 exons. Bases 128 to 1444 code for a protein of 438 amino acids. Gene Ontology annotation, cellular component: plasma membrane. NCBI's taxonomy places the organism in Eukaryota, Metazoa, Arthropoda, Insecta, Coleoptera, Tenebrionidae.